Molecule: messenger RNA, 3754 nt
Organism: Manduca sexta (tobacco hornworm)
Lineage: Eukaryota; Metazoa; Arthropoda; Insecta; Lepidoptera; Sphingidae
Exons: 8
Coding region: 1-1674 (557 amino acids)
Biological process (GO): meiotic chromosome condensation; mitotic sister chromatid separation
Cellular component (GO): condensin complex; nucleus
Molecular function (GO): chromatin binding
Source: RefSeq, a predicted model, not a curated record
AUGGAACAUCUCUUGGCGGCUCGGCGGCUCGGCGCGGCGGAUGCCGUGGCGCCGGCGCUGUGCCAGCUGCGCCGCGUCACUGCGUUAAGCGUAACGAAGGCGCAAUCUGUCAUAUUGCAGUUGUUGGAGGAAUACCUGACGGAGGCGGGUCUGCACGCGCUGGAGGCGGGGGAGGAUGGCGAGGAGGGCGGCGCGUCACCCAUCGGCGUCGCGCCUAAUUACGCCGAGCUGGCGCUACUGCUGCAGCACUCGGCCUGUCUCUACGGUCGCAAGGUGGACUUCCUCUACCAGCACGUGCUCAACGUCAGCGACUCUUUGCAGAAUGGCACUCAGGAGGAGGCGGGUCGCGAGCCAGGCGCUGCGGAGUCGCCGGAGGCGGGCGGCGGGUCGGCGGCGGCGCGGCGGCGGCGGCGGGCCUCGGGGCCGGCGGGGCUGGCGGGCCGGUUCGGGCGCGUGGCGCUGGAGCCGAGCGCGGCGGCCCGGCGCGAGCCCGCGGCGCCGCGCCCGCCGCCCACGCUGCCGCGCAUGUACAUCGAGCUGGAGCCGCGCGUGCUGGCCGACGGCGACGCGCCCUUGCACGACUACGCCGGCGAGCCCAUCGGACUGCCCUCCGACUUCCACGUCAUUUGGAGACUGCAGGAUGGUUACCUCGUUGACGAGCUGGAAGGGCCUCGGUCAUCGAGCGAGUCUAUUUUGAACCCGAUAUCGUUGGUGGAGCUGCAGGCCGCUAUAGAGGCGGCGGCGCCCCCGUCCCCGCCGCCGCUGCCGUCGCCGCUGCGGGAGCGCUCGCCGUCGCCGGACGCGCAUGCGCCGCCGCUGCACGCCAGCACGCCGCUGCCGGACCGCACGCCCUCGCCGCUCAAGAGACAAAGGAAGAGAAGAAGCGACGUCAAAAUCGACGAAAUUGUAGGCGGCGAGGAUCAAAAUUUUAAUCACUGCGAUGCGUGCAAGAGUUCAGCAUCGAGUAAAUGGAUCUCGGACGUGGUGGAGCGGCGCAAGAGCCGCAUCCUUGCCGAGCGCAGGCGCCUGCGAGCACACCACCCGCAGCCCCUAACACUGGUGAGUCAUCCAACGCUUACAGCCGGUAACGAACCCGCGAGUUCCAUCUGCGAAUCACAAUUCCUCGACCGAUACACAACCUUCCGCGGAUUCGAUGAUUCGGACGCGGACAUCGGAGGGUUCCUCGGUUGGAGCAGCUCGGAGGCGGCGCUGGCGGCGGCGGAGGGCGCGACGGCGGCGGUGGCGGCGCGCGAGCCCGACAGCGACGACGACGGGUUCUUCGAGCAGAGCUCCCUCGGAGACUCCGACCACUCGCGCGUCGAGGACCUGUCCGUCAACACCUCCGCCAACAGCGAGUGGGCGGCGGCGGGUGGUGCGGGCGGCGCGGGGGGCGCGGGCGGCGCGCGCGCGCUGCACGUGCGGGCGCUGGCGCGCGACGUGCUGGCGGCGUGUCCCGCGAGCGGCGCCGCGCCCUUCACCGCCGUGCUGGACGCCACCGUCAAGCACCAGACAGACGUGUCGCGCAUCCUGCUCGCGACGCUGUUCCUGGCCAACGCGGGCAACGUGGAGAUCCUGCCGGGCGCGCCGCUCUCCACCGGCACCUUCUCCGUGCGCCUGCUCUCCACGGACGAGCGGCUGUACUGCGCCACGGCACGGGAACACUUCCAACGGUAGACGCGUCGCUCCUGCACUCCUACUGACUAUGUGAUACUCGUUCUCAUAUUAAACGUGAUAGAUAACACGAGAGUUAUGAGUGUAUUCACAAGCCCGGGUGACAAUAAAGUUGGUGUUCACAAAAGCAGCUUUGCUGGAAAACUUGUUAACUGCAAAUACCAAACAUGGACACACAAGGACUAAACUCUUGGGUUUGCUGAGCAUUAUCUAACAUAAAUUCAUAUCAUAUGUGAUGUGACUUGAAUUGACUAAUUCUGGUGGAAAUAAUACUAGCAAUGAGAAUUGUACGACGCUAGUCUGAUUAUGUAUGUUCAUGUGGCCAAUGUUUUUUACUUUUUCUUUCUGCAUGAUCAUUGUUGUUGUAUGUAGAAAAAGUUUAGCCAAACUGAGUGCAAUCAACGCGUGACUGUUUGUAUGUGCGUGAGGGUGUGGUUGUAUACUUGAGACGGUGCUAUAGCCUGUUAGACGGUUAAGUUAGGACACUUACAAGUAUCAAAAGAGGCUGUCCAGGGACAAAGUGUGUGUAUUGAAAAUAUUUUAUAUAACGUAAUUUUAUCACAGCCAGCCUCACUGAAUUGGAUGAAGGCUCAGCCAUUGCAUUUAAUGGCAUAAGACAGCAUUAGGACUGUGAUCUCUCCACUGUAUGAUGUAAAUAUUUCCAGUGCAUCAUGUAACCGCGUAGGUAAAUCGCGCCUUCACAAUAGGUAAAGUGCGUGAGCGGGACGGUGAGACAUUUACCAGUAUUAUUAAUGUAAUACAUAUCAGACAUGCUCGAACUUAUCGCGACUAUAUUUCUUUACUAAAAUCCAUUUUUAAUGAAGCUAUUUUUUUUAAAUCGGGUUGGAUCAUUUUUUUAAAUAACUUUUACUAAAUCAAUUUAAAUUACCAAAAUAUAAAAUAAUAUUUGUAAAUAAUUUGUAAAUAUAGAAGUAAGAUGUAGACAUGUUUUAUGUCGUCAUAAGUAAUGUUAGUUGGAUUUGUGAUGUAACGAUAGUCCUGUACAUAGUGUAUAAGGCCAAUUCCCAAAAGACGGGUGUCCGCGGCGGUGGACGGCGGCGGCCGGCACGCUAGUAUAUCUAUAGUCACAUUCCAUGCUAUUGGCCGUAUUCUCCGUGGUGCACUCUAGUGAAUUUUGUACGUACGAACCAAUCUUGUCAGACGUCGAUAUCUUUGCAGCCUAAAGGCAGUCACGAGGCAGUGUCGCGAGUGUUUGUGUCGGUGAAAUGUUAAUGUUCAUGUUAUACAUGUCGGCCUCGGCUGUACUCGUGUUAUUAUGUUUUAUGUAAGUUUAAACUAAUAAAAUUACCACUAACUUUGGAUACAAAGUGUACCGUCCUCUUUACCAAAGUACGAACUAGCUGCGAACUGCAGGUCAUUUGGUGUUAAUCAAAAUUUAUACUAUACUACGAUGUACAAAUUUUUAUAUCACUAUCUAAGAAAUAUAUGUAUAUAUAAUGUAAUUUACCAGUAACACACAUUAUAUUUAAUUAACGGUGUUAAUUUAACAUACCUUUUAACUUGAACUAUUAAAUUUAUUAGUAGCACACAGGCUCCUCUAUGUCCGAAAAAGCCUGGAAGCUGUUUCCUUGAUAAAUACUUUAAGUAUAAUAUAGAUAAUAUAUUUCACGCGAAGUUACACAUACUAGGUGUUUUAAAUAAAAAUGUAUGUCCUUGUCUGUCAAAUGGUAUGACACAAAGUAUUAUGUAGUGUGGGGCGCAGGCGUCGCUUCACUCGUGUGUCAUUCAUAUUCUCCAUUCGAAUAUACAUCACCCGGCCGAGGUCGUAUCAACAAUUUGGUGCCGCCUUCGAUUUUUUCAUGUCCGAUCAGUAAGGCAGGAGUUAUAUAUUUUGUAAGUUUUAUUUCUAUAAACUUAGUAAACACAUUUUUAUUAAAUUAAAUACAAUAGCAUACAUUAGUUGUGUGUUGCGAUAACUAUGUACAUACAAUCUACUACAACUAAGUUCUUUGCUGUUUAUGUUAGUCUUUGGUUCGUAAGUAAAUGUUAUAAUGUUGCAACCGUAAAACAACACUACACAUCCCACUAUUGUAUUAAGUAAUAAUGUUUGAAUGAUAAAUUU